This is a messenger RNA of Actinia tenebrosa (Australian red waratah sea anemone), 1522 nucleotides long. RefSeq lists its product as uncharacterized. Lineage: Eukaryota; Metazoa; Cnidaria; Anthozoa; Actiniaria; Actiniidae. The record is from RefSeq and is a predicted model, not a curated record.
AUGGUCAAUCAUGGUCAAAGAUAGUGAGAUGUCUUAUGACGGUGACUGACGGGAAUGAAGGGGAAUGGUGGCGAAUGAUGGGGAAUGACACCCAAUGACAGCAAAUGAUGCCAAAUCACAUAAAUACAAGAAAAAUAUAUAGUCCGAAUUGGCAGUUUGGUGUAUAUAGAACAUGAACUUAUAACCAAGAAAGAAGAUGAAAAAACAUCAAAAAAUGGCGUCCAAGUUUCUGUUUUACUUCUACCGACUUCUUGUUCUCUUCUUUUUGGUUCUUAUCGUGAAAACUACAACUGCGAAUGGAGACAGUACUUCAACAACUAAACCAACACCAACCACAAGGGCAAAUGUAACAACACCAACUUCAACAACCAAUCAGACCAGUACAAUGGAACCUACAAAUGGAACCACAGUCGCUCCAACAACAUCACAGAACCACACCUCCACUCCUCUACCAAGUAACCACACCACUCCUCUACCAAGUAACCACACCACUCCUCAACCAGGAAACUACACCACUCCUCAACCGGGAAACUACACCACUCCUCAACCAGGAAACUAUACAACUGCUUCUCCAAGCAACUACACCACAGCAACGCCAACGAAACCUGGACCGACUGGACAUAGCAAAGACUGUCACACCUGCAAAGAUGAACUCCAUGCAGAAAGGCGCUACAAAUGGGUUGCAGUAGCCUUUGAUAUCAUUUUUGCUCUUGCCUUCAUCAUCAUGUUGAUUUUAUACCUGCGGCAGAGGAAAAUGUACCGAGAAAUGGAGGGAGAUGGGUCUUUGUCCCGGCUCAUUUGAUGGCUUUGAGACCUGGAGUAUUGUUGACUGUUUUCACAUUAGCCACACAUUCUGCACUGCAUGAUGAUGUGGCUAAAGAAAUGUGUCCAUAGCAUAGCAUGUUAGGUGAAUACUUUGUGUAAGUUAGAGCUGAAUGUUAAAGAAGACGUAGUUCAUUCACUUGUAAACAGUUUUACAUGAAAUAUUGACUUUUAGUAUCCACAAGUUUAAAAUGUUUGAACUAUUUAAAAAUUUCAUUGUUUUACAAAAAGCCUUAUGAUAGCUAAAAACCAAGCUAAAUUUAUAACCCAGGUAUCUACAAACCUUGGGAAUUGACCUAAGAUAGCUCUUAUGAAAUACUUGUGAGAGUAAACAAAUCUAGCAGAUGAUUUUUAUUUGGUUGUACGUAUAAUGUGGGGGAAUAAUACGGGGGAAAUAAUUUUAACGAACUAUACGGGAGGCACAGAUCUUGACAGCAGUAUUUAAUGAAUUGGAAAAAGAUCCCCUCUACCCUCACCACUAGUUCCAAAAAUUUUCUCAGAGAUCAGCCUAUCCAAAUACUACCAAUGCAUAAAUUUUGUGGUAAAAACAUAUUCUGAACCAAAGAUUGUUAUUGUCGUUAUUUGGGUUAAUUCAGUUAAUUUUAUUUGAGCAAAAAUGUAUGAUUUAUAAGAUCUACGAGAUAACCUUUACCCUUUGUAGCAAUUUUAUCGUAAAAUAAACUGAAAACACACGCACCAA